Purpureocillium takamizusanense is the source of this 2999-nucleotide messenger RNA. It is a transcript of the gene LAS21, whose product is annotated as major facilitator super transporter protein, variant 3. Gene Ontology annotation, cellular component: endoplasmic reticulum membrane. Gene Ontology annotation, biological process: GPI anchor biosynthetic process. Bases 875 to 2851 code for a protein of 658 amino acids. The record is from RefSeq and is a predicted model, not a curated record. The transcript is spliced from 6 exons. Lineage: Eukaryota; Fungi; Ascomycota; Sordariomycetes; Hypocreales; Ophiocordycipitaceae.
CCAUGAUUGCGCCGCGUCUAACCACGUUCCCAUACGCCUCGCUCACUCAUCUCGCUCUCCAAACGCGCCUGCGCGGUCAAUGCAUGAACAUCUGCUAGAUGGCGUAGCCGGCCCUUCCCCCCCUUUGUCUUCUUCAUUCAGUCCCUCAGCUUUCCCCAACGAGGAGGCCGUCUCUUCACUUCCUGAUCAUGAUGGCGGCCUCCAAGACAGGCUUCCCGGCCAGCACACUGCUGCUGGCAUUGGCCAAUCUCUUGAUACCCGUCUCCGUGAUAGUCUUUGCCACGGGAUUCUUCCCAUACAAGCCAUUCAUUCCUGGCCUAGCUGAAUACGAGGCUCUAGAAUAUGGGCCGCCGCCUGAGCCUCCGUUCGACAGGAUGGUCUUCAUGGUAGUCGACGCGCUGAGAAGCGACUUUGUGUAUGCAGAGGGUUCUGGUUUUCAGUUCACGCAGAGUCUCAUACGAGACGGCGCGGCCAUCCCUUUCACCGCAAAUGCUCGAUCUCCCACUGUGACGAUGCCACGCAUUAAGUCCAUCACCACUGGAUCUAUUCCGUCCUUUGUUGAUCUCAUUCUCAACAUCGAUGAGGGGGACACCUCCUCAUCGCUCGCCGCUCAGGACACUUGGCUGGCGCAGCUCAAGGCCGCCCGCAAGGGGAAGCUGCUCAUGUACGGCGACGACACAUGGCUCAAACUGUUCCCCGAUACGUUCGAUCGUCACGAUGGAACGUCGAGCUUCUUCGUAGCAGUGAGUACCCAGGCCACGUGCCCUGCAAGUGGCGGCCUUUUCUCACCCCUCGAUACUAGGACUUUACCGAGGUCGACAACAAUGUCACGAGAAAUAUUGCUGGUGAGCUUGCAAACGAAGACUGGGGCCUCAUGGUUCUCCAUUACCUCGGACUGGACCACAUCGGGCACAAGUCGGGCCCCAGAAGCUCCAACAUGGUUCCGAAGCAACGUGAAAUGGAUAGCAUCGUCAAGACUUUAUACGAGGCAAUAGAGGCCAGAGACCAUCUCAAGUCCACCCUUCUCGUGGUUUGUGGCGACCACGGCAUGAACGACGCCGGGAAUCAUGGCGCGUCGUCCCCAGGCGAGACGUCGCCGGCCCUGAUCUUUCUAUCCCCCAAGCUCAAGGGCAUCGCUAAACCAGUGACGGCUCCUACAAAGCCCAAGGGCGAGUUUGACUACUACAACAUGGUUGAACAGUCCGAUAUUGCGCCGACAGUCGCGGCUCUUCUCGGGUUUCCUGUGUCGAAGAACAAUCUGGGCGCCGUCAUACCCGACUUCUUAUCCUUCUGGCCCACUGCUAGCGAUAAGGUGCAGAUUCUCAUUCGCAACGCCCGCCAGAUACUCGGCAUAGUCACGGCCGCAUUCGGAGACUCCCUGUUCGCGAGCGACGCCGCCACUGGUCCCUGCGACCCAUGCACGCUGGAACCCACAGAUAUCAACGAACUGGCAUGUGAAUGGCGAAAGCUAUCUCGCCUGGCCCCAGCCAUGGCAGCGGCCGCAGUGGUCGAGGAAGACUGGCUGGUUGCCACCUCGGCGUGGCUACGCAAGGCGCAGGAGCUAAUGAGCAGCAUGGCCUCCAAUUACGACAUGUCCAGGCUGUUCGCCGGCCAGGGCCUGGCCAUAGCCGCCACUCUCGCGAGCGUCGUAGCGGCAUACGUUCUGGGGGCCCAUGAGAGCGGCCUCGCGAUGCCUCUGGCUCUUGUCACGAUAUUGUACGGUGUUAUGAUGUUCGCGUCCAGCUACGUUGAGGAAGAGCAGCACUUCUGGUACUGGGCGUCUACGAUCUGGCUGGCCUGGCUCGGCGUUCGGGCCAUUCAUAGAUCUGGGCGACUUUCCACCGCCGCUUGGCCACUCACAGCCUUGACCAUGCUGCGCCUGAUCCGCAGCUGGAAUCAGACAGGGCAGAAGUUCGCCGGCGAACCCGACAUGGUCAAGCUCCUCCUCACACCUAAGCCGCAGCUGCUCUGGACACUCAUCUGCCUUACUUAUGUGCUGGCAGCCUUCCAGACCCUGCCCAACCUGAGCGGCCUUCCCUUCAUCCUCGCCACGUCCGCCACGUCGGUCCUCGUCUCCGCCGCGUUCGCCUUCAAGCUAGCUUUCACGGCCGAGGACGCCCCAGAGUUGGUCACCGGCUUCGCCAAGGCGCUCAACGUGCGCUUCGAGGGCCAGUCUCUGCUGUCCAGAGCGCGCAUGGUCUUUGCCGUCCUAUCUCUGCUGGUCGUCUUCGCCGCCUACCAGAGCGGUAGGGGCGGACGCCAUGCCCGGUCUUCAGCUCGUCUGCUUCACCACCUCUACACGCUGCUCGCCAUGACCCAGUCCCGAGCAACCAAUAUCCCGCUCCUCCUGCUCUACACGGUUCUCUUCGAGUGCCUCGCGUCCGCCGACCUCAGCGUCGCCGAGAUCACCACCUCGUCGUUGCUCUUCCAAUAUGCGUCCUUCUUCGCCUCGGGCGGCUCCAAUGCCAUCUCCUCGGUCGACCUGUCGAGCGCCUACAAUGGCAUCGGCGGCUUCAACGUCGUCGCCGUCGGCGUCCUCACCUUUGUCAGCAACUGGGCCGGCCCCAUCUUCUGGACCUCGGCCACCAACCUCCUGUUGCUGCAAAAGCGCAGCCAGGGCGGCGAUGCUGGCCGUCAUGUCCUCCGCCGCCACCUCACGCUCCUGACCGUCUUCACAACGGCGAGCGUCGCGUUUGUCAUGGCGGCGUGCACCGCGCUGAGGACGCACUUGUUCAUCUGGACAGUCUUUUCGCCAAAGUACCUCUACUGCAUGGCGUGGAGCCUCGGCCAGCACUUGGUCAUCAAUGUGGCGUACGGCAGUCUGCUGUUCUGGGUGGGGACACGGCAAUGACACGCCGCCCCAGAUGGUCACCUUGGUAAAGUGUCAGAUGUAAAGCUAGAUGCAGGGUACUGUACUAUGUCAAGGACCAGAAACAAAGAAUAGAGAGAGGUGCAAGCCCAAACAGUUCCAAAAUAAUUUGCAGCGUCCAUCCACAGGU